Lactuca saligna is the source of this 645-nucleotide messenger RNA. The record is from the annotation of a GenBank genome assembly. Lineage: Eukaryota; Viridiplantae; Streptophyta; Magnoliopsida; Asterales; Asteraceae.
AUGAAGCUACUAACAGCUCUGUGUUUCCCUUAUGUGUUCGCACGAGGGGUAUUUCCGGUGUUUGGUUACCCGUUGGUGGUGAACUCGGUUGUUUAUAGGUUUGCAUGGGUGGGGUGUUUAAGUUUUAGUAUGGUAAUCGGUAAAAGGCUUAUUGGAGUUGGAUUAUCUGUUUGGACUUUUGCGGCAACUGGAUGUGGGAUUUCAAUUGACUUUUGGUCAAUCACAAUCUACAGAAUGAAGGAUAAAUGGUCUCUUGGGAAAAGUGAGCCUCACAUAGAGGUCAUGUCCCCUGUAUCAAAAGGUGUUCAGAUGUAUAAUAUGAAUACGCUUCUGGUGUUCAUGUAUCGUGAGUUUCAUGCUCUUCAAAAACGUGUAUUGACAUCUGCCAUUCGUGCCAAUGAGUUCAUAGCUGUAAGUAGCUUUUUCAUGGCAGAUGUAAUUAGCAAGAAGCUUCUACUCUUUUUUGGUCUUACUCUUGUUGUUCCUCCCGUUGUUUAUCCUCUUGAAACAGGUUCUUUGACAUCUGGGAGGCGGUUGUUGAAGCAUUCUCAGCCACCCAAAACCACCAUGGCCACCACCAUUGCCACCACUCAUGUAGAGUUUCAUGCAGCUGCACAUGAAGUUCCUAGUGGUCCAAACCCAUAA